Molecule: messenger RNA, 782 nt
Organism: Tachyglossus aculeatus (Australian echidna)
Lineage: Eukaryota; Metazoa; Chordata; Mammalia; Monotremata; Tachyglossidae
Gene: UBL4A
Product: ubiquitin like 4A
Exons: 4
Coding region: 180-647 (155 amino acids)
Biological process (GO): post-translational protein targeting to endoplasmic reticulum membrane
Molecular function (GO): protein binding
Source: RefSeq, a predicted model, not a curated record
AGGGUCCGCGCCGCGGGGGCCCCUCUAGCCCCCCUUGGGGGGCCCAGGUUCUAUGGCUGGAACCCUAUAAAAGCGCGGCGCGCGGCCGUUGGCGCUCAGGCUCCCGCUCGGGUGCUGAGGGUGCGGUUGUGUGUCAGUGGUUCUCCGGCUGGGAUCGGGUCGGGACCCGGGCGUUCGCCAUGCAAGUGACGGUGAAGGCCCUCCAGGGCCGCGAGUGCGUCCUCCAGGUGUCGGAGGACGAGCGCGUCUCCACGCUGAAGCGCCUGGUCUCUGAGAAGCUGAACGUGCCGGUCGCCCAGCAGCGCCUGCUCUACAAGGGGAAGGCCCUGGCAGAUGAGAACCUGCUGUCAGACUACAACAUCGGCCCUGACUCCAAACUGAACCUGGUGAUCAAACCUGCGGAGAGGGCGUCUCCCGAGGAGCCGGCCCGUCCGAUCUCUCCGCAGCCCCACGGCCUGUGGUGCGUGGUGGCCCAGGUGCUGGCCCGCCAUUUCAGCACCGCCGAUGCAGAGAGGGUCCUGGAGCAGCUGCAGAAGGAUUAUGAGAGGAACCUGCGCCUGCUGAGCCUAGACGACAUCGAGCGCUUGGCCUGCCGCCUGCUGAACCCCUCCGUGGCCGAGGCUGUGGAGAUGGGCUUCCUGGAUUAGGCCUCACUGCGGGCGGGACGGGGGUGGACGGCUGCUGACUCAAAGCCACCCCAGCUCCCGAACCCACUUUAAGCCACCAGUCCCCGGGCCUCUUUGUGGUAUGGCUCCUCAGUAUUAAAGGUGGCACCUACGUGA